AACGUCGGGCCGGGUCAGCGGGCGCUGCAGUAGUCGCCGCAGCGGCGAUGGGAGCGGUAGGGACGAGGAGGCGGCGGCGGCAGGAGGAGGAGGAGGAGCAGGGGCUGGCACGAGAGCAGCGGCCCGGGACAAUCCGCAGCAAUACCCGCAGCCGCUGCCGCCGCCUUUAGACGCGGACGGCAUCCGAAGGGACCGCCGGCCGUCUAAGCCGCGCUCCGGUCCCGCCGCAGUGGGCGGCGGGGGAUGGGCAGGCGGUGGCGGGCCCGCCUGCUGAGCGGUGACUCCUGCCGGUGCGGACCCUGAGCUAGACCCUCGUCCUCCGUCAGAGAUCCUGCGUCCGCCGCGGCCCAGAAUUGUAAAACCGGUAAGAUCAAGUGCCUAUUGAAAGAGACUCACUCUUGGCUAAGAAGAGAAAUAGGAAAUAGGUUAAAUGGAAUCCACCCUUGGGAGCUAGAUGCCUGUGUAGCUGUUUUACCUCAUCAGGGUUUUGCAAUGAGUGGAGGAGGAGAGCAGCCAGAUAUCCUCAGUGUUGGAAUCCUGGUCAAAGAAAGAUGGAAAGUGUUAAGAAAGAUUGGAGGUGGGGGCUUUGGAGAAAUUUACGAUGCCUUGGACAUGCUCACCAGGGAGAAUGUGGCGCUGAAGGUGGAGUCAGCUCAGCAGCCAAAGCAGGUUCUGAAGAUGGAGGUUGCUGUGUUGAAGAAACUGCAAGGGAAAGACCAUGUUUGUAGAUUUAUUGGCUGUGGGAGAAAUGAUCGUUUCAACUACGUGGUCAUGCAAUUGCAGGGACGGAAUCUGGCAGAUCUCCGCCGUAGCCAAUCCCGGGGCACAUUCACUAUUAGCACUACCCUUCGUCUUGGGAAACAGAUUCUGGAGUCUAUUGAAAGCAUACAUUCUGUGGGAUUCCUUCACAGAGACAUCAAACCGUCAAACUUCGCCAUGGGACGUUUCCCCAGUACAUGUAGGAAAUGUUUCAUGCUUGAUUUUGGCUUGGCUCGACAAUUUACUAAUUCCUGUGGUGACGUCAGACCACCUCGUGCUGUGGCAGGCUUUCGAGGGACAGUUCGUUAUGCAUCAAUCAAUGCUCAUCGGAACAGGGAAAUGGGAAGACAUGAUGACCUUUGGUCUUUAUUCUACAUGUUGGUGGAGUUUGUGGUUGGCCAACUGCCUUGGAGAAAAAUAAAGGACAAGGAGCAAGUAGGCUCCAUUAAGGAGAGAUAUGACCACAGGCUCAUGUUAAAACACCUCCCUCCAGAAUUCAGCACCUUUCUUGACCAUAUUUCCUCUUUGGAUUAUUUUACAAAACCGGACUACCAGCUUCUAACAUCCGUGUUUGACAAUAGCAUCAAGACCUUUGGAGUAAUUGAGAGUGACCCGUUUGACUGGGAGAAGAGUGGAACUGAUGGCUCCCUGACAACCACCACCACCUCUGCCACCCCUCAGCUGCACACCCGCCUGACCCCUGCUGCUAUCGGAAUUGCAAAUGCCACCCCCAUCCCAGGAGACUUGCUUCGAGAAAAUACAGAUGAAGUGUUUCCAGAUGAACAGCUUAGUGAUGGGGAGAACGGAAUCCCUGUUGGUGUAUCACCAGAUAAAUUGCCUGGAUCUCUGGGGCACCCACGCCCUCAGGAAAAGGAUGUCUGGGAAGAGAUGGAUAUCAACAAGAACAAGAUAAAGCUGGGAAUUUGCAAAGCAGCUACUGAAGAAGAAAAUAGCCAUGGUCAAGUAAAUGGCAUACUCAAUGCUCCAAGCCUUGGUUCACCAAUUCGUGUCCGAUCAGAGAUUACUCAGCCAGACAGAGAUGUUCCGUUAGUAAGGAAGCUACGUUCUAUUCACAGCUUUGAGCUGGAAAAACGUUUGACACUUGAGCCAAAGCCAGAUACUGACAAGUUUCUGGAGACCUGCAUGGAGAAAAUGCAGAAAGAUUCCAGUGCAGGAAAAGAACCUGUCCCCCCUGCUCUGCCUCAUAAGCCGUGUGUCCCCGUCGUGACCCACACUGACCACAUCUGGCACUAUGAUGACGAAUAUCUUCCUGAUGCCUCCAAGCCUGCCUCUGCCAACACCCCGGAGCAGGCAGAUGGUGGUGGCAGCAACGGAUUUAUAGCUGUUAACUUAAGCUCUUGCAAACAGGAGGUUGAUUCCAAAGAAUGGGUGAUUGUGGACAAGGAGCAAGACCUUCAGGACUUUAGGACAAAUGAGGUGUUAGGCCAUAAGACAACUGGAAGCCCUUCAGAUGAGGAGCCUGAAGUGCUUCAGGUCCUUGAGGGAUCACCUCAAGAUGAAAAGAUCCAAGUAGGUCCUUGGACUGACAACCAUCACUUAAAGAAGGAAAGCUCAGGUGUGGUUUUAGCACUUUCUGCUGAAUGCCCUGCUACUGCUGCUUCAGAACUGUACACAGAUAGGCUAGACCUCCAGGCUGGAGCUGCAAGUCAGUUCAUCACAGUGACUCCCACAAGUCCCAUGGAGGCACAAGCAGAAGGACCCCUGACUGCGAUUACAAUUCCUAGACCUUCUGUGGCAUCAACACAGUCAACUUCAGGAAGCUUUCACUAUGGCCCACAACCAGAGAAGAAAGAUCUUCAGCCCUUGGAGCCCACUGUAGAACUGUACUCUCCAAGGGAGAACUUCUCCGGCUUGGUUGUGACAGAGGGUGAACUAGCUAGCGGAGGAAGCAGAGUGGAUUUGGGACUUCAGAUAGAUCACACUGGUCAUGACAUGUUACCCAACAUGAGAGAUGGUGACACAUCUCAAGACUUGGGACCAAAAGACCCUCCUGACCAUAAUAGAUUAGCUGUGAAAGAAUUUGAACAUCUCCCUGGAGAAACAGAAGAGAGAAGCCUUCUUCUGGGCUCAGAGAAUGAAGAUGAGAGGUUAAGUAAAGGGCAGCACUGUAUUGAAGUCUCUUCCCCAGGAGAGUUAGUGACUGCAGAGAGGGCUCAGUUAGCUGCCACAGAACCUCUGCAUGUAUCAGAGACACAGAACUGUAGUGUGCUACCAAAUCAGGACAAAACCCAUGAGAUAAUGAAGCUUUUGGCAGUUGGAACUUCAGAAAUUUCUCCUCAAGCCAUUGACCCACAUGCUGAAGGGCAGAUAGGCCAGAUGGCAGCAAUGCAGAAAAAUAAGCUAUUUAAAGAUGAUGGUAUUCAGAGUGAAAGCUUGCCAAGGCAGCAGGGAGACCUCUCUGCUUUUUUGCACCAAGAGGGUAAGAGAGAGAAAGUUGUCCCUAGAAAUGGAGAGCUCUAUCAUUGUGUCUCAGAGAAUGAGCAUGGUCCUCCUACUCGGAAGGACAUGCUCCGGUCAUCCUUUGUGACCAGGCACAGCCGGAUCCCUGUUUUAGCACAAGAAAUAGACUCAACUUUUGAAUCAUCCUCUGCUAUUUCUGCAAAAGAAAAGCUUCUACAGAAGAAAGCCUAUCAGCCAGAAAUAGUCAAACUUCUUGUAGAAAAAAGGCAGUUCAAGUCUUUCCUGGGAGACCUCUCAAGUGCCUCUGAUAAGCUGAUAGAGGAGAAACUAGCCGCUGUUCCAGUCCCUUUUUCUGAGGAGGAAGUCUUCGCUCCCUUUUCUAGACUGGCAGCAGAUUCCCACCUGAGUAGAUCAGUUGAAGAUAGCUUUCUGUCACCCAUCAUCUCCCAGGCUAGAAAGAGCAAGAUUCCAAGGCCAGUAUCCUGGGUCAGCACAGAUCAAAUUAAUGGCUCCGCUUCACCUCAGUUCUUGCCUCGGCCACCACCAGGAAAGCCACCAGUCAGGCCUGGAGUAGAAGCCAGGCUACGCAGAUAUAAAGUUCUAGGGAGUAGUAACUCUGACUCAGACCUUUUCUCUCGCCUGGCCCAAAUUCUUCAAAAUGGAUCUCAGAAAUCCCGGAGUACUACCCAAUGCAAGAGCCCAGGAUCUCCUCACAAUCCAAAAACACCACCCAAGAGUCCAGUUGUACCUCGAAGGAGUCCCAGUGCCUCUCCUCGAAGCUCAUCCUUGCCUCGAACAUCUAGUUCCUCACCAUCUAGGGCUGGACGGCCCCACCAUGACCAGAGGAGUUCUUCCCCACAUCUGGGGAGAAGCAAGUCACCCCCUAGCCACUCAGGAUCAUCGUCCUCCAGGAGGUCCUGCCAACAGGAGCAUUGCAAACCCAGCAAGAAUGGCCCAAAAGGAUCUGGCAGCCUCCACCACCACUCAACCAGCUCUAAAACUCCCCCAGGGAAGAGUAAGCCAGCCAGUAAACUCAGCAGAUAGGAAGUGAGCAGGCUACAUCUCUGGGAAAGGCGUGAGAUCUUCUUCCUCCUAGACCUGAUGCAUGUGUGUCCCUGUACUGUCUGUUUCAAACAAUCAGUGUUGAUCUUCUCUUGCAAAAGAAAGUAACAUGAUCAGUUCUUUAUAAGAAGACCUAAGUAUAACUAGCUAGGGCAGGUAGAAGCACAUCAGGAGUCCGUGCCUCUGCACAGGAAGCGUCAGUCCAGCAGUGUCCGAGGGGAAGAAACUCAGGCCUGAGCUCUUGUUUAUAGCUGCCUUUGAAACAGAAAAUUGAGGAUAGGAAAUAGAAUGGGAUUUUAGGUGAUUUUGCCUAAUUUGUUAAUCUUCUACUCAAAAAGUAUAUAGCAAAAUUGUUUGAUAUUUUUAUUUAAAACUUCCUAACCUUGGAGAGUCAUUGCGCAGACAUUCAAAUAUAAGAAGCUUGUUGCCAGGAAACCAUUACCUGGGUAUAUUUGGUUUGUGUGUUUAUUUAGUGAAUCUACACCUUUCUUUCCACUCAUUCCUAGUAUCUUCCCUGAAUUUUACAUUUUUUAAAAUUAAUGUUUUUACCUCUUAUUUUUAACAAUACACCCUAAUGUGUGUUUUCAUCAGCAUAGGAUAAUCCAAUUACCUUUAUUUAGUCAAACCUUGCUAUUUUCGUUUGAGCAACAGUUCUUAUUCUUAACUCCUAUAUUUUUAUCUCAAAAAUGAAAGAAAUGUCUAUCUAGAGCUAUUUUGGGCAAAAGUAUCUGGAGAGGGACAGAGUGGGACAAUGGCUUUCAAAGGUACAAGCACCUUUCCCCUGACUGCACUUCCUCCUCUCAGGAGCCUGCGGAGGAGACAGCUUCCCUGGGUUCUUUCUAGUGUCAGCCUUCAGGGUGAUCUAGGAAAGAAUAACACUUCGGAAUGUGGCUUAUACUUUUAGAGAUUUAGAAAGAAAAUAUGUUACUAAGGCUUACAAUCAGAUUUUGUAUUUUAUACAUUUAGCCAAUAAGGAAUGAAUAUCUGGGAAAUAAAUUUAGACUAAAUAGUUUUCUUUCAAUGUUUUUAUUACCUGGUUCUUGUGUUGUUUAAUGCUUGGGCUUCUUAGCCUGACUUCCACAUUUAUAAGAAGACGUAAGUAUAACUAGCUAGGGCAGGUAGGAAGCACAUGAGGAGUCCGUGCCUCUGCACAGGAAGCGUCAGUCCAGCACAGUCCAAGGGGAAGAAACUCAGGCCUGAAUUCUUGUUUAUAGCUGCUGUUGACAUCUAAAUUUCAGUUUAUAAAGCUGUAAGGAUGAUCAUAUUCGUUCUAAUCUUACUCUCUUACUAGCAGAAAUCAGGCAAAUUAAAGACACCAGACUUUUUAAGUGGACUAUUUGAUGCUCUGUGGGUGUAUAAAAAUCUUAUUGAGGUCAGGGAAAUUGAUCUGCCUGCUGUUGAAAUCUGCCUUCUAACAAACAUCUACUUUUUGACUUUGUAUUGCUGCCAAACCUGUAACUGUUGAAUUUCAGGAGUGGGGUGGAAAAGGAAACGUGUUUCUUCACUAAGUGAGCAUGUUCCAGGGGUGCAUCCCAGCUGCCCAGGCACUAAACUAACUUAGCUUGUUCUGUGUUGAGCGUUUUCAAACUUGGGACACUACACUGAGACAUAAGGUCUCCCAUGAGAAAUGGGGCAUAGUGUGGAAUCUUAAUUUCUGUCCAGGUUCAGGCACUUGAGAGCAGUGCAGUAGGUAAGGCGCAUUUGUUGUUUAUCUAUUACAGCUGUAAUACUGGAGACUGAUCCUUAUGUAUUAUAUUGUAUAACAGUUACUGCAGUACUGCUUGCAUGUCUUUCAUGGUAAAUUAUAUAAAUAUUUAUAAAUAUAGAAGAGACAUAUGCUUAUAUAAAUCCAUUUUUUUCUCAUUCUGCAUUUGUAAUUUCAAGAUUAUAGAUGAUAAAAUUCCUUUUCUAUUGUGUGCUUCAUGUACACUUGGGCAUUGCCUGUCUUCAUUUUCUGAACACAUGUUCUUGGCAUGUGGUCCCUAAGAGUAGUCCUGCCUUCCGGGUGCACACUGAAGCAGCUGGCACUUGUUACCAAGCCAAGGUGUAAGGUACUUAAUUUUCACUUAAAAAGUAUUUUAAUAGGGGAAAAUUUUAACAAGAUAUGCUUGUAAUACAGGCUCAAAGAUUACUCAUGUUAGCCACAUAGUUCUGUCCAUAUGGUUAGAGUGGAUAGAUGGGCAUUAUAAUUAUGCAGCUGACAUCAACUGUUUUUUAAAACAUUUCCUGAAAGUUGCCUCUUCCAUGUCACUUUUUUGAAGGGAAGUGGGGAUGGGAUGUAGGGUAACUAAAAUUCUUUCUGUUACAUUAGCUAAAUGAUGCUAAAAGUAGCCGGCUUUCUUGCUGUCCUCUCUAGUCAAACAUGUGCUAAUAGUAACUGGGAAAGCUAACAGGGCCCAGCCUUUUUCUUUGUGAAUUUCUCUGCUGGCAGUCAUGCUGACAGAGAUGCUUUCUGUCUGUCUUUCAGUGUGUUGCCUCCUUUUCUGCAUGCCGUUCACAAACUCAUCAAAAUCCAGAGACAAAACGCCUCAUUAUGUGAGAAUGUUUUAUUUUGUAUGUAGGGAAAAGAACCAACCAAAGAUGUUUCUGCUCUGAAGAAAAGGAAAUGGACUAAUUAAUUAUAUCGUAUGUAUCAGUAGUUACAUUUAUUAUUAAGUGCUGUCCUGAUACAGAGAUGAAAAAGUAGAACCUGGUGUGAUGGCACACACUUUGAUCCUAGCACUCUGGAGGAAGGGGCAAGUGGAUUUCUGAGUUUGAGGCCAGCCUGGUCUACAGAGUGAGUUCCAGCACAGCUAGGGCCACACAGAGAAACCCUGUCUUAAAAAAACAAACAAAAGAUUAAAAAACAUAGUUUGUGCUUUUACAUGUUACAUUUCUUUCAGGUUAAAAAUAAAAAUUGGCAGUCUUAAGCCAGCUCUUCACUCAGGAGUAUGAUCUAGAGAAUCAAGCUUUCGGUUUGGUUUGGGUUUUCAGUUCUUUGAGGUUUUUAUUGAUGGCAUAUUUCAUAUUUCAGUCACAAAUCAUCCAAAUAAGGUAAAGAACAUGACUGUAGCCAUAAUAGAAGUAGGGUGUGACAGAAAUUAUCUUUUGGGAGACAAGUACCUCCUGGCUUCUAUCUACACAGGUUACUAACUCAGGCCUGUCCUGUGCUUAUUUCAGUGGAGCAAAGAAUGAACACUUAGUUCCUAAUUUUAGGUAAUGUUGCCCCCAAAUUAUACUACUGACCCGUAGGCUUUGUGAAUUGCUUGAAAUAUUAAAAUCAUACCUCGUAAUCUUGCACAUCCUAAAGAUAUCUUGACUUUAAUGGAUAGUGAAAACAGGAGGGAAUUGUAUCCUAUCUGAUUCAGCAUUAAGAUAGAGAUCUUAAAACAUCUAGGCAAGCUGGGCGUGGUGGCGCACGCCUUUAAUCCCAGCACUCUAGAGGCAGAGGCAGGUGGAUUUCUGAGUUAGAGGCCAGCCUGGUCUACAAAGUGAGUUCCAGGACAGCCAGGGUUAUACAGAGAAACCCUGGCUACAAAAACAAAAACACAAACAAACAAAACACCAAAAAACAAAAAAAAUCUAGGCUCUUCUCUCCAGCUCUGCACACAGGCUGGCCUUGCAAACAGGAGCACAGCCACUUUUAGUUCUUUAGUUGCAUGCUUUGCAAUGAAUAUCUUUGGUAAAAGUUGCAACAAGUUAAUCAAGGCCUAAAAAAAAAAGUAACAAACGGUCAAAGAGUCCUUGACGUCAUUAUCCACUGCACAUUAUUUGCUCCAGCCCACUGAAGCACUGUAUGCUGAUGCGGUGUUUCAUUUUACUCCUGGACACUGCGGGAACUUGAGGGGCUGCAGCAAGUACCAGACUCCCUCUCAGUCACAGAGUCUUAGGCUUCUGUUUCUGUGAUUGCAUCCAUUGUACAAAAGCAAAGGUGUACAUUGCUGCAUGUUUUAUAAACCUAGACUGCAUAGCUAGCUAAGUAAUGAGAUUUUCUACACCCAAUAAUAACCUUGACAAACAGGUGCCUUUUCCUCAAGGGCAGAAAAUUUUACAUUUCUAAUCUAACAUUAGGAAUUGGUGAUAGGAGAAACAGGAUCCACAAUUUAGUGGCUUUAGGAAAAAGAUGCAUCUUGAAAAUGUUAUCUUAAAAUAUACUUAUAGAUAAUCUAGAUUUAGCCUUGGAGAUCAAAUUUUCUCAUAUUUUAAAACUUGUUAGCUAGGUGUGAUGGCUAAUGUUUCUAACCAAUACUUGAGGGACUGAGGUGGAAAGAUGGAAGAGAGUCUGAAGCCAACCUCUGCUUCAUAGUGAUUGCAAGUCCACCUGGGCUGUAGUGUGGGAUCCUCUCCCAAAAAACAAAAACAAAAACAUUAUUUUUUUAAUUAUUUUUUUAAGUUUUCAUACAUGUAUGUAUAUAUUAUAUGUUGAGUACACAGCUCUCAUUUGUGUAUAAUUACUUCUGUCAUGUUCAUGGUUUGCAUUCACUGUUUUACAUUGUGCCUAUUUAUGGCUUUGGAAUGUUGUUUCUGGGGGGAGGUCAUCUAGCACCUCUGUCACUGACGUAAUAGGACAUUUGUAACCAACACCUCUGUCACUGAGGUAAUAGGACAUUUGUAACCAACUGUACUGCUUAAAUUUCUUGAAUUUGGUUCUAUAGACAACAUAUUUGCAGAAUAGCUUUUUAUGUUUUAAUCCAAAUGCAUUAUAAGAUUACAGCAUGUGACGACUCUGAUGGUCCUUACAUGCCAACAACACUUAGAGUCCCAACUCAGAAGCCACAGUGAUGCAUAUUAGACCUUAACUCAUAGAAGAAAACUAGAGGCAGUUCCACAACCCAGUCAGUGGGAGGUGUCUGGUAAACAUGCCCCACUUCCUAUCCUCACCAAAACUUUACAAAACUCGAGUGUGCACUCUGAGAAUGUGUAAGUAAAGUAGAAAGUCCUCAUAUUAUUGGGUAUUUGCCUUAUUUUGGCCAUUUCUCCAGAAAUUUUACACAAUCUUGGAGCCUUAAGGAUCUUGUUAUGCAGCAUUGCUUUCCAUAACUGCAGGAAGUGGGAAAUUCCUAGGUAACUCCCAAGUAUGGAACAAAAAGAACCCCUAUUCACUUAGAGGAAAAUAUGGGUAAAAUAUAUAUGUUUUCAGGUAAGUUCUUCCUCUUGGGAGAGGAUUUGCAUCAGAAAAUUAGUGACAAAUUCAUCUCUUGGUUUCACAAUAUCUCAAGAUGCUAAAUAGCAAAGAUUUACUGAGUCAUGAUUUCAGUAUUUGCUCCUAUAUAAGUACUAAUAAACAUGACAGCUAAGGCAAGUUCAAGGUGAUGAGAUGAUUUCCUAUACUGGGCUCAAUCCUUGGUUUUAAGGAGCCCUUAACAAAAGUCCUUUCAUUGCCCUUAAAAUGUAACAAGUUUCUGCCUUCUCUAAUUGGAGGUGAUAGUAUCUACACUGUAGGCUCAAGGUGAUGCUGACCACAUCUCCUGGUACCUUCAACUAGAAUUUCUAGACCAACAACAGUAUGAAUGACGCAGAUCUCUGAGACUAAUAGAAUUACAGAAUUUGCUAAUAACGUUAUUUUACAUUAACAGUGGGAUUUAUCUCUUGAUAAUUUAAAAUUAUUUUGUACUGUAUACAUGAUUAUUCACCUAAACCAAGUUUUUAUGUAGACUAUUCUUGCCAUAUGAUACUUUUUAAAACUCCCAUAAAACAUAAUUGAAAACAUCAAAAAUUCACUUGUAUCAAAGUUGGAAUGUGCCAGGUGUUUUUUGCUCACUUACAGUAGUAAACAAGGCUAUACAGAGUUUGGGCUGUGAUUUAUUAUUUUAGGGAGUUUGCUGAGAAGAAACCUUAAGACUUUAUUCAAAACAGUUUGGUUUGGUUUGAUUUUUUGAGAUGGGGGUUUUUUCAGUGUAGCCCUGAGCUGGAACUUGCUCUGUAGAUUAGGCUGGCCUUAAACUCCAGACCUACCUACCUCUGCCUCCAGAGUGCUGAGAUAAAAAGGUGUGAGCCACCAUGCCUGGCUAAAAACAGUUUUAUUAAACUAUAAAUCAAUGAAAUUAGUUCUCUAAGAUAAUUAAGAAAUUAAAAUAUAGGAAAUAGAUCUUCUUUUUAAGACAAAGGAAAUGUAGCACUGGGCCACUCAGGACUUUGAAAUUGGAUUGGAUUUCCUAGAUUUUGGUGGUAUAUGCCUAUAAUCUCAACAUUGAAGAGGUAAGGGCAGGAACAGGAGUUGAAGGUCAUACAUAAUGAGCUGAAUAAUGAGUUCGAAGCUAACUUAGGCUCUAUGAGACCCUGUCUCAAAAUAGGGGGGAGGGGAAAGGCAGAAACAAAAUCUUAGGUAAGAGAGAUUGGAUUGUUGGAUUGGAUGAGUAGACAGAUCUGAUGGCCUGGGCUCGAGCCACUUUGCUGUUCCCUGAUGCACAGUUCUCAUUCUCCUUUGACACCUUUCCUAAAUGGCAUCUAUUUAAUCAGAUCAUUUAUUUACAGAUUCCAAGUUUUUCAGAAAAGGAGGCACAUCUCAUUUUGUAUUAGAUAUAAUGAGUUCAUAAAUUAUUACUGGCAAAUGUUAUCAAACUUAGUCAUAACCCGAAUUCUCUUACUGAACAAGAGAAAUAAGUCAAUGUUCUGCUGUCCUCCUCUUAAUGAGAUGCGAAAUUGCUCUUUGAAGUUCUUUUCAAUGUGUUACAUUGUAUCCUUUCUCCUUCAAGCAUCUUCCCUUUAUGUGUUUUUGCUCAGGCAACCAUGGGCAUAGAGUAUUGAAAAACAUGCAGUGCUUUUGUAUAGGCCAUCUGUACAUAAAAGUGUAAUUAUUUAUUUAAUUUUCUCAUUUGUACCAUAUUAAAGCUUUGUACAGUGUUUUAAGUUCUGUUUUAAAAUUAUUUUGUAUUUUAUUUUUAUAAUCUAGUAAUAAAACAUUCAGUCCGCAUGCAAA
This is a messenger RNA of Mus musculus (house mouse), 11140 nucleotides long. It is a transcript of the gene Ttbk2, whose product is annotated as tau tubulin kinase 2. Gene Ontology annotation, molecular function: kinesin binding; protein serine kinase activity; ATP binding. The record is from RefSeq and is marked validated. Gene Ontology annotation, biological process: negative regulation of protein localization to microtubule; cilium assembly; microtubule cytoskeleton organization. Lineage: Eukaryota; Metazoa; Chordata; Mammalia; Rodentia; Muridae. Gene Ontology annotation, cellular component: microtubule cytoskeleton; cytosol; cilium. The transcript has 16 exons. Bases 493 to 4224 code for a protein of 1243 amino acids.